AUGCCUCCAGGUUCGCUAGAGGUCCUUAAAUGUCAGAAGAAGUAUUGUGGGCGCUUUUACCAUCCUAAUUGCCUUUUGAAGUACGAUCGUAGUAAAAAUCACCGGGACUUCGAGUGCCCUUUGCAUGAAUGUCAUUCAUGCAAGAAUAAGGGAGGAACAAUAAUAACUAGGAAACAGACAGAAAAGGAGGAGGAAACAUACUUGGUACAAUGCAGGCGUUGUCCCGUGGCAUACCACCGGAAGUGCUUGCCAAGGGAUAUUUCCAAUGUUGCUGACGAUGAAGUCCAACGAACAUUCAAGAUUAAAGAACGAUCUCAAGAACGAUCUCGAGAACGAUUGUUUUUCUAUUGCAGGAAACAUGAGAUGGUGGGAAAACUCAACAGUGCAACACGGGAUCAUCUGAAAUUUCCAGAAAGCCCUGCUGUGUUCAAGUUUGAUCUAAAUGAGAAACUUCCUGAAGAAACUGAAGCACCAGAGCCUUACGCGAGUACCAGCUCUGCUCCCAUGGAGCCCUGUGCGUCUCGGCCUCCAUUCCCAUGUCAGCACCCAGCAGGCUACGGUGGCUGGCUGGAUGACUGA
This is a messenger RNA of Miscanthus lutarioriparius, 579 nucleotides long. The record is from the annotation of a GenBank genome assembly. NCBI's taxonomy places the organism in Eukaryota, Viridiplantae, Streptophyta, Magnoliopsida, Poales, Poaceae.